AUGAACGCACUCCGCACGCUGUUUGCCACGGCUGGUGGAGUUGGUAGUGGUUCCGCCAUGAAAAUGGUGCUGGUAGUACGGUCGGAUUUGGGUUUAAAGAAGGGUAAAAUUGCGUCCCAGUGUGCCCAUGCGGCCGUGCUUUGCUGCAUGCGGGCACUGGCCGUAGAAGGCUCCAGUAGGAAAAAGCUGGACGCGUGGUUAAUGCAGGGCCAGCCGAAAAUCGUGCUUAGGGUGGAUAGUUUGCAGGAGAUGACGUCGCUGGCGGGCCGUGCCGAAACAAUCGGGAUUAUUGCCGAGAUUGUUCGGGAUGCCGGUCGGACACAGGUGGCUAGCGGAACGGAAACUGUACUGGGGCUGGGACCGGACAGUAGUGAAGCGAUAGAUUCAUUAGUAAGAAAUUUGAAAUUGUUGUAGAUAUGUGUUUGCGAGUGUGUGAGAGAAUGAUGUGUUCAAUAAUGUAGAUUAACCGUUACAAAAUGUUA
Messenger RNA from Anopheles maculipalpis, 482 nucleotides. RefSeq lists its product as uncharacterized. Lineage: Eukaryota; Metazoa; Arthropoda; Insecta; Diptera; Culicidae. Bases 1 to 414 code for a protein of 137 amino acids. Gene Ontology annotation, cellular component: mitochondrion; cytosol. Gene Ontology annotation, molecular function: peptidyl-tRNA hydrolase activity. The transcript has a single exon. The record is from RefSeq and is a predicted model, not a curated record.